Messenger RNA from Aspergillus glaucus CBS 516.65, 1271 nucleotides. RefSeq lists its product as uncharacterized. The transcript is spliced from 4 exons. Lineage: Eukaryota; Fungi; Ascomycota; Eurotiomycetes; Eurotiales; Aspergillaceae. The coding region runs from base 84 to 1181 and encodes 365 amino acids. The record is from RefSeq and is a predicted model, not a curated record.
UGAUUAAUACGUAGGCUUUACGAUGAAGAAAUGAGUUAUGUGAGAUAUUGCAUUGCUGUCGAAUUGACAAUUGUACAAGAAAGAUGCUCAAGAAAAGAAAAAAAAAAACCCCAAUCCAAACUCCAAGCCCACAAAUCAAACCAAAUCAAGGUCUAAAAACAAAGCUAUACAUAUCCAGGUAUCAUCCAUAUCAUCCAAUCCAAUCAAUCAGUCAAUCAAUCAAUUCGCACCGGCUAUCGGCUCAGGGAUUACGAAAUAAGCUUGGCUGGGUCAGUGGGCUGGACAUCCCUCUUGUUCUUGCUCAUGCUCUUGUUCUUGCACACCCGGCCAGAAGGCGUGGCGCUGGCGCUGGGCGUGGGAGUGGUCUUGGGGGGCUGGGUGGUUUUCGGGGGUUGAGUGGUCUUGGAGGGUGCAGAAGUCUUGCUGGGAGCUGGGUUUGCGCUGGAGGGUUUGGUGCUGGGCUUGUUGUCGUUCUUGUGGUUGUCCUUGUUGUUGUGGCUGCUGUGGCUGCUGUGGCUCCUGCUGCCGCCGUGGCUCCUGCUCUUGUGCUUGUCGAUGCUGCGGGCUUCGACAAUGUUGUCGUUGUCUUCAUCCUCGUCGGCCUCAUCAUCUUCAGCAUCACGAGCGGUAUUCUGGUGCUCAUCCGUCUCGUCGUCGUCGGCAUCAGCCUCGUCGGCCUCCUCAUCGGCCUCAUCAUCUUCAACAUCACGAGCGGCAUUCUGGUGCUCGUCCGUCUCGUCAUCGUCGGCAUCAGCCUCGUCGGCCUCCUCAUCGGCCUCAUCGUCAUCGGCCUCAUCAUCUUCAACAUCACGAGCGGCAUUCUGGUGCUCGUCCGUCUCGUCAUCGUCGGCAUCAUCAUCGUCGGCCUCAUCAGCCUCAUCAUACCGGCCUCGUCAUCAUCGUCUUCAACAUCCCGAGCAGCGAUGGCCUCAUCAUUCUCAAUCAUAUUCUGGGACGGGAAUGGUGGUGAUUCCAUUGAAGGCGGGGUUUGCCCGUGCGUUGAUUGUGUGUGGAAAGGGUUAAGUACAUGGCUUGAUGCCCUGGUUGAGGCCUGGGUCGAGGGGAGCGCCGAGGGCGAUGCUGGCGAUGAGGAGUUGGAUGGUUGUGUAGCGCAUGGUAAAGAUGAUAGUUGGUUAGGUAGAUUGGUUGGAAUAGAGAAGAGUCUGGAUGACUGUGUUUGAUUGUUGAUAAUGAUUCGAAUGAGCAGGAUAAACGGCCAUAUUUAUGUCUUCUGGCUUCCAUACUUCAACGUGAAGUCUACUGAAUAUGCC